Neoarthrinium moseri is the source of this 1200-nucleotide messenger RNA. RefSeq lists its product as uncharacterized. The record is from RefSeq and is a predicted model, not a curated record. The transcript has a single exon. Bases 1 to 1200 code for a protein of 399 amino acids. NCBI's taxonomy places the organism in Eukaryota, Fungi, Ascomycota, Sordariomycetes, Amphisphaeriales, Apiosporaceae. Gene Ontology annotation, molecular function: glycosyltransferase activity.
AUGGCCGGAUUCAAGAUCCCCAAAACAGCAACAGGCCUCCGCGAAGUGCCUGACUCGCACCUCGACCUUCGUGCUGAAUCAGACAUCAUUGCAGAGCUCCAGUCAUUCCGUCCUGUUACCACUGAAAAGAACGUAUGGGCCUUCUGGGAUAAGGGACUAGAUGCCAUGUAUCCGAGCUAUCGGUGCACAGUGUUCAAUUGGGUACGGAAGCUCGGCCCAUCCUGGACCGUUCGCAUCGUGGACCUUGCUGAGGGUUCCCCAAACAACAUAUACAACUUUGUGUCUAGGGAUUGGUUUCCCGAUUGCUUCGUCCACAGGACCAUGGAUGGGAAUCAUGCGGCACAACACGCUGCAGAUCUAGUGCGUCUUCCUUUGCUCUACGAGCAUGGAGGCGUAUGUAUGGAUGUUGGAAACAUGCUGCACACGCAUCUAGACCAUCUGUUCUGGGACCCUCUCACGGCUCCAAACUCGCCCUACGAGAUGGGUGCAUGGAUCAUCACCGGCCAAAUCAGGAAGCAGUGGGGCAGUUUUGGCAACUACAUGUUGGCUGCCAAGAAAGGUUGCACAUUCAUUAAGAACUGGCACGACUGUUAUAAGGAGUUAUGGAAGAAUCGCACCAACGCCGACGGCUUCCACAAACUGCCUCUGGUCCAAGAUAUCGGUCUUGCUGAAGGCAUGGCAGAUUGGAAUUUCGCUGACAAGAUCCGCGAGAUGAGUGACUAUGUUGCCCAUAUGCUCAUUGCGGACCGCACAAGGAAUCUACUUGACGUCAGCACUGGUUGGAACGGACGCGAAUUCUUCAAGAACAAUGUGUUCAUGGUUGAAGGCAUCAACAAUGGCGUUCUUGGUGCGAUCAAGACAGAUUACGAUGGCUAUAAGCAAGUUCAGCUUUUGACCACCCGGCUAGAUGAUCCGGAUGCUGGAAAGAGGCAGGCAGCGGAGGCCUUCGUGGUGGAGAUGCUGGAGAAGAGUCACAUGUAUAAGGUGUAUCACAACUCGGCAGGUGGUCUGCCAGCACUGGGAGAUCUCGUCAAAAAAGAAGGAUUUCGGGAUGCUGAUCAUAGACCAGGAACUUUUGGUGAGAUGUACAGAUACGGGACGGUGCAUUGGCAGUCGACACGUGGAGUGGAGCGCUUGGUGCCGCAACUAGAUGAGGAGGACUUGAUUCAGGCUACACCGAUAGAACCAGCAAGACGAUAG